GAUUCCUUACUUUAGUUUAGUUUAGAACUCGUGUUUACCUUUGUCAGCGAUAGUUUGUAAUUAUGUUUGCGUUUGUUUAAAUUUUAGUUUUGGAGUGAUGAACUAUAAGAUUCCUUCAUUUAAUUAAGUUGGUAAUCAUGAAAAGAUAUCGGUACAUGCAACCUGGAGCUAAGAAAAGUAAUUUUUUUCGUCGUUUACGUUUCUUUGAUUCUGGGGAUGAAACUGAUAAAGCUGAAGAUGACACUCCCCUUGAUGACAUACCACCAACUGACCAAAAUGAAGGAACUAAAAGCUCUGAAGAUGAUAAAACAGGUGUUAAACGCCAGCUCAGCUUUGCUGUUUCCGAAACCUUGGGGGAUGAUGUCGUUUUACGAAGGUUCAUGGCUACAGAAGGAAUAUUAAGUUUCUGGAAAAAUUUCGCUUAUGAGGAGUGUGGUCGUCCAUUUCUUAGAGCAUCUCAUGAUGCUAAUAUGGAAUAUGUUGCCAAUAUAUUGCACAGAGAAUGGAAAAUUAAGAGUCCCAGGAUUGUGCUUGUUGUAGUUUCUAAUGUUGCCCCUUUACAUACAUGGACGAAUAAAAGACAACUAGAACAUUUUCAAGCUGGUCUUAUAAAGGCUGCUAACACCACUGAGAUGUGGAUUUUUACACAAGGGGUCAACAUUGGAAUUACUAAAGUGAUUGGAGAUGCGGUACACAAUGAGCUUUUAAGGCGGCAGGCACUUCGCUGCCAUAAACAUCCAAAUAUGUCUGGCCCAUCCUUACCACCUUUGACGCUAGUGGGUGUCACUAGAGAGGAUCUCCUCACCUAUGGAGAUAUGUUGGAUGGUCGAGUGUCAAGAGUGGAAAUUGAAAAUGAAGGAAACAAGCUGGAAGAAAACAAGUUUGAAUUAAAUCCUGACCACUCCCAUUUUAUUGUCGUUAGGGACAGCACAAUAAAUAAAACAGGAAUAAAUCAUUUCUUAAUGAAAUUAGAACAUUACUUAGCUUCGUCUGAAUCUCUUCACUGUGAUAUUAAUGCUUCAACACCAAGAAAACACCCUGAUGUUUGCUCCUUAUCCACAAAUGAGAUUCCUGUUGUUGCACUUUUAGUUCAGGGCGGUUUUGAUUGUGCUCGAUUAAUUUUGGAACAUUUAAAAAAGCAUCUUCCUGUUGUAUGUGUGCGUGGUAGUGGUGGACUUGCAGAUCUCUUAGCUUACGCAUACUAUGAAGUCUCAGAAAGGCCAAGAGGGAUUCAUGAUGCUGAAUACAUUGAAAAUUCUUUGAAACCUGCUCUAUCUAGCAAAAUAGCUCAUCAUUUCGUGCAGUUCAGAGAGAAUAGCCUUGCAAGAAAUAUGUUUCGUGACAGAAUUAUGGAGUGUGUUCGAUAUGUUCAUCAGAAUGGGCAAGCUAACUUAACAAUUAUAAACCUGUACAGUCAUACUUGCAAUCUUGAAGAUUUAGAUGAACAUUUAUUAUGUGCACUUUUUAAAUCUCAAAGACCUGACCAAACAAAUUGGCAUGCUCAGAUGCAAAAAGAUUUACUUUUGACUUUGGAUUGGAACAGUCCACAUGUAGCCAUGUCAGAAGUAUUCUUAAAAGACCCCUCUAGCAAAUUUAAAGUGGAUAAAAUGAUUUUUCAGCAAGCUUUGACUAGAUCUAAUCGGGAAGACUUUGUUGAUUUGUUUUUGAAACAGGGCUUCCAGAUACAUAAGUACUUAACUCCAAAAAGAUUGAGAUUUCUUUUUUUAAAAUCUCAUAGGCAAGAGUUUUUUCGUUCUGUCUGCUGGGAAGGAGUUCUUGGACAUGGAUUGACAACCAGGAUAGGAAAAAAUUUCAUUGAGACAGAUCUGAAUUUACUGAUUGAGUUACUAACUGGUAUUCGAAGUUUCAUUCUAACUCAGGAUAUGUCUGUGAAUGCCAUGGGACUGUAUGUCAGCGAUCCAACGUCGGCUGAACGCAAAUCGCUGAGUAUUUUGAUGUUGUGGGCUGUCUUUACGAAUCGUUCUAAACUUGCUAAAGUCUUGUGGCGACAUUCUGACCAGCCAAUACACAUAGCACUAAUCAUUUCAAUGAUUUAUGAAAAUUUAGAAGCUUAUGUAGAUUCUAAUCUUAGGCAAGAGAUUCAUUCUCUUAGCAGGGAAUUUUCUGAAAUGGCAACAGGUAUACUAGAUGCUAGCUACAAAGAUUCCUCUUGUAGGGCAUAUGAUGUCUUGAGUGAAGAAAACAAAGACUGGUCCUACAAAACUGCCGUUGAUAUAGCAGCAAAUGCAAAGAAUCGCACAUUUUUGUCUCAUCCAUGCUGUCAGAAAUGGCUUUCUACACUGUUUCUGGGAAAUAUUAGAGUUCGAGAUGUUACAUGGGGAGUCGUAACAUUUCCUCAAUGGUUUAAAGUAGUUCUGUGUGCCUUUUUUGUAUUUCCCAUGUACAUCUGGAUACGGUUUAACAUUGAGCCAUUGCAUUCCUGGGAUUUACAUGUAGCAUCAGAAGGUGACUCUGAUGAAGAUCAUGAUGAAAGAGAUGGAGAGGAAGAAGUAUUGAUCGAUUCUAAUCAAGGAAAAGAUGAUUUUCUUCGACCUCGGCCAAGUGUUGUUGUUCUGAAAAAUCCAGAAAAAGGUCCCUUUGAUUUCACCGGUGGUCUUCAUCAUGAACAAGUGGCCACAUUGCUUCGAGAAAAAGAAGUCUUCAUUCGUUCUCCACUUAGUAUUUGGAAAAUGAUAUUCCUCAUGUGGAGUGCACCUAUCACUAAGUUUUGGACAUUUCAGAUAUUUUACAUGAUAUAUCUGGGGUUUUUCAGUAUGGCUGUUUUGUGGCCAUCUUGUGGAAAUAAAGAGCUAGACAUUAUUGUGUGUUCAUGGACAACUCUCAUACUAAUAGAAUACAUUAGACGUACUUAUAUUUUAUACAAAAAAUAUACAAGCGUGCCUUUGUUUUACAAGUGUAUAGAAAUACUUCUAAUAAUCGUGUUCAUCAUUUUAUAUGUGCUUGGGAGAAUUUUAAAUGUAGGUGAUAUUUUUACGCCCUAUACAGGAAAGGUGAUUUUGUGCAUUGGAUUGCUGUAUUUUUUCUACAGGCUUAUAGCCAUAUAUCUUCCUAUAUCUCCUACACUUGGACCUCUCCUAUAUCGAGUUCGUUUAAUGGUGUUUGUUGACUUUGUUAAUUUUAUGAGAAUGACCUUAUUAGUGAUUAUCAGUGGUGGCAUCGUCAUUCAAGCAGUUUUGUAUCCUGAUUACCCCCUUUCGAUUGAGCUGUUCAGGAAAGCUUUUCACAGGGCAUGGUUUUCACUUUUCUUGACUCCCAUUGGAGAGUUGGAAGGUGAAGAUAGGUGUAAUGCCACUAAAAUGCAUUCCGAAGAGUAUUGCAUUAUCGGAAAGUUCUCCGAUUAUACUUGUCCUAACACUGGACUAUGGCCUUAUCUCUUCUCCAUUCAAUACUUUGUGUUUCUCAAACUUAUCCUGCUAACCUUGCUUUAUGCUUUAUUCAGUGCUACUGCCUCUAAAUUACAAUCUGAAACUGAUGCCAUAUGGAAAUUCCAGCGUUACCAGCUAGUUGUUGAUUUUGCCAAUCGCCUUCGUCUGCCGCCACCACUUAGCAUUUUCAGCUACGUAAUUACUGUUUUCACGUGGUUAUACAAGUGUUUUUUAUGCAGAUUCUGCAGAAGUCGAGAUGAAAUUGAUAAAAAUGCAUUUUUUGAUUCAUCAAAAGGCCGUUUAUCAGAAAGAGAUUAUAAUUAUUGGCGUCAGUUGGCUCAGGAAUAUUCAAAGCAAAAAAGUGAAGAAGAAAUUGAAAAGCAAAUAACAAAGAAGCAAAUGGAUAUAAUGAUGACUAUAACUGAGGAUGUUGACUAUCAGAAAAAAAUAAUGCACCAACUGAAAAGUCGCUUGAAAGAGUUGGACAGGAUGAUGACACAUUCUCAUGUAUAUUUAGAGAAUAUAAAACAUCUUACUGAGAAAAUUCAGGAGCGUGGACUACAAAGUCAAGUAUCACUUCACAUCUUAUCCCGACACACUCCCUAUCCUGGUACAAGUGUGCAACGUUAUCCUGUUCCUGACAAGUAUGUACCAUGGGAAGUCAUGUGGACUGAGUAUGAUCCGGUUGCCUAUACAAAACCAAGAUCUGAUUUUGAUGUUCUUCUUCAAUCAUUUGUUGAUGAGGAUGUCCUUUUACUUCGAGCCACUCAGGAUAUAGACGAUGAACGACUUCCUGUGUUUCAGUGGAACUGUUUGUCAUCAAAUCCUGCUGGAAUAAGUAUUGAUCGAACAUCUUGGAUCUUGGGAGAGAGUGGAACAAACAUCGUUUACAAGUUAGAUAGUGAGUGUGUACCAAGAAAUAUUUAUGGAAGGACUGGCUUAAGAGGCAGAGGAGCGCUGUGUCGUUGGGGACCCAAUCAUUUUGUUUUAGCUAUCAUUACUAGGUGGCAAAAAAGUGGAGGAAGAGGAUUAGAAUUUGUUGUCAUGAGGGGAGAGAAAAGAGGACAGAUUUCACUUCCUGGAGGAUUUGUACCAGGUGAACAACGAUACGUUAUACUGCAAUCUCUUUUCAAACAAAAAGAAACCAACGCCCCGAUAUGGAAAUCCCAUGAAGAUAUGCUGGAGUUCUUCAGGAAUUGCUGUGAGACACUUCAAGAAGAUGAGGAAGUCCCCACUGAAGUCAAAUGUGAAAUGGUCAAAAGAGGUUACAUGGAUGAUCCAUGGAAUACUGACCAGGCAUGGCGUGAAGUGGAAUUAUGGCACAUUCAUUAUGGAGGAAAUGAAACCUUAUCUCAAUAUUUCCAACAAUCUCUAUCUUGGAGACUCAUAACUGAAGAUGUUUUCAUCAAGCUGCCCUCAGGUCAAGCUGUGCUUCUUCAAGAUAUUACCCAAAGACUGCAACCCAUCAUUUUUUAACAAAUUGCAAAAUCUAAAAUUGUAAUUGUGUGCUACUAGACUUUUAAGCUGACAUUUUUUGGAGUCAUAAUUCACAAAAGCUAUUGAGCCAAGCUCAAAUAAUUUUAGGGGUUUUAAAAAAUUAAUAAAUGUAAAAAUAUUUAUUGUAGAUAUUUUAGUUUAUAUAUCUUUUACACUGAUUGAAAUAUCCAUCUUUUUUUCGAAUGUCAUCGACAUUUUGCCAUCUCCCAGGCAUAUUGGAAAGU
This is a messenger RNA of Parasteatoda tepidariorum (common house spider), 5107 nucleotides long. Its product is annotated as transient receptor potential cation channel subfamily M member-like 2. Gene Ontology annotation, molecular function: monoatomic cation channel activity. Gene Ontology annotation, cellular component: plasma membrane. Lineage: Eukaryota; Metazoa; Arthropoda; Arachnida; Araneae; Theridiidae. The record is from RefSeq and is a predicted model, not a curated record. Gene Ontology annotation, biological process: metal ion transport; monoatomic cation transmembrane transport.